UUAAAGUGAGUGAUACUAACUAGAGUCUCGUUUUGUAAAGAGUGCCGGUUCACUGGUAUUUAUGUAUUUGGACUUAUUUUUGCAGUUCUGACUUUUAAUUGUUUAAGGUAUACAUGGAUAUAAUAGCACACUUAUAACAACUUUGACUGGAUAGACAAGAGUCGUAUACAAUAUUUAUUCUUUCGAUAUUGUUGACACGGAUAUAUAGAGUAUAUCCCUACAACUCACAGAACAAAGCCUUACAACAACAACAGCAGCAGCAGCAGUAGCAGCAACAAUAACAACAACAACAACAACAGAACUGGCAGCAACAAACAACAAAACCAACAACAAGUGAUAGCAAGAUUAAAACCAACAUUACUGGUACCUCUUCAUCGUGGGAAACCAGAGCACAGUAUUAGCAAAUGCUACUAUGAAUGAACAGAACGGUGUAUUUUUCAAUGAUUAAGACGAACAUUAUAACAGCUAUCUAUAUUUGAUAUAGAUGUGACAAGUCGACGUUCGCGAAAACCUGCUAAUAGAGUAAUCAUGAGACGAUGACAUUAUUGGAAGGUUUUUGUAUUCAUUGACAAGUAAGCGGCAACACUGCUCGAUCCCGUGGGAGCGCCGAGACGCUGAUGUUUUUGUUUAGCAGGGUGCGAAUGUGUUGUUAGUCGUUGCCGGUGUCCUUUAACCAAUGCAACUGGAAUUUUCAAGUCACGGCAAGCGUUUGGAUGGGCACAUAUAAGUUUAUAAACGCCGCAUGUGGAACUUCAUUCCUCAGAGUACGUCCACUCGUACAGACUGCUUGUACAAUCAUUGUGCUUCACCGUAUGUGUUUGUAACAAGGGUUGAUAAUAAUAUCAUUGUUGAAAAGCAAUUACAUUUGAUAUUUUGAAAUAACUCGGAGCCGGCACGUAUGUUGUAGCAUACAUAUUUGAGACUAUACCGUUAUUAAAUCGAAGAAUUGAACUGCACAUAACGUUGAGUUGCGCCUUCAAGUCGGACCUUGGUCCUUGGAUGCGACGCGGAUCUUUUAGCUGCCAUUUUCCCGUGCUAUGUGGACCAACUGUCUGCCUGUGCCGGACACCAUGGGCUUCGUACCACACGUGCAGAAUAUACCGGACUUUUCCCCGCCAGCCUCAUUCUCAGGCGGGAUGCCGGCCACCCAGCGCGAACUGUGUGCCGGAUGUUGCCGGCUUAUAGACGACCGGUUCCUGAUGCGCGUCGUGGAUCUUUCGUGGCACGAACACUGCCUCCAGUGUUCCGUGUGCCGCGCUCCGCUACAAGGCUCGUGCUUCGUCAAGGACCAGAAGUUGUUCUGUAGACACGAUUACGACAAAAUAUUCCGACCAAAGUGUAGCGCGUGUAUGCAGCAGAUCUGCCCGCCAAACCAGCUCGUGAUGCGCGCGCAUGACCACGUGUUCCACGUGCACUGCUUUCGUUGUAUGGCUUGUGGACAGCCGCUACAGAAAGGUGACGAAUUCGCAGUCCGCCACGGACAGAUCUUGUGCCGCAUUGACUUCGAGAAAGAGAUGGCUUUCAGCGCUUACAGCCCUAAAUGCGAUGACAGCGACAGUUACGACGACGAUAGCGACUCGGGGAAGCCACCGAAACGUCCACGGACUAUCCUGACAACGAGCCAGCGCCGGAAAUUCAAAUCGGCGUUCGAGAUGAACCCGAAGCCGUGCCGGAAGGUGCGCGAGUCACUGGCGGCGGAGACGGGCCUUAGCGUCCGGGUGGUGCAGGUCUGGUUCCAGAACCAGCGGGCUAAGGUAAAAAAGAUUGCCCGGCGACAGAACCAGGACGGCGGCAAGGGUAAAAAGGAGGGGUCUGGUGGAGAUGGGGCGGACAAGGUCAAGGUCAAAUCUCCCACCGAUAAGAAGGACGCCGACGACAGCGAGUCAGACAGCAGUUUUAUAGGCCAGUCAGAGACUAACGGCGUGACGACGAAGGGCGAGGCCCGGCUGUUCGGCGACCAGAUGGGCAACUUCGAUACAGAUCACUCAGAUUCUGCAUACUCUAGCACAAACACUGGCUCACAUGCCUACAGUAACGGGUCAAUGUUGGACGACAAGAUGGACUCCAUAGACCAACUGCUCGGCCAGGACGGACGGACCAUGUCGGGCUCAAAUACGCUCAUCAAUCCGAUUGAUAAACUUUAUUCCAUGCAGUCGUCGUAUUUCAACGCGGAAUAGGCUGAAAAUUGUUGGACUAUAUUGUGUGCGUAUGAAUUAAAGACAUUGAAACGAUUAGGUGUACCAAUGCGCACGCAUGCCUACCUGGCAUAACAAGUGUUUCCAGUAAGGAAUUUGGGAGGGAAUAAUUUCAAGAAGGACCUCAUUUAACUGGAGAACAUUCGGAAACUGAUUUACUUACUUCUAAAUCACUUGAAAUGUGCUAGAGAUGGUCCCAUGUUGAAGGAGGGGACAAAUAUCGUACAUCGUUUUGUUGUUAUGUGAUGUUAUUUAAGUCGUGUCGUAAGAGUGUCAUAUUUUGUACAAAGUGAUGUAGACUGUCUAGAGAAUCACGUACAGUUUUAAUCGACAUUGACCUUCACGAAGUUCAUUCCCAGAAGUUGUUUUUAAAUGUGGGUAAAAUUUCAAAUAUCAUUAUGUUAAAAAACGAGUGCAAUAUAAACAUUCAUGUUAUUGGAACGUUAGAACUGAGGUUUUGUGAACAUAUUUUGUUGUGUGGGCCAGUUUUUCUUGAAUUUUGAAACAGACGAGAUGUAUAUAGAAAGGAUCUAGCUAUCUUUCUUAAAUCAAGAGAAAGGCCGCUCUUGACUCUAGAACGAGAGGAAAAAUAAACUGGAAUCUUGUGAACAUAUUUUGUUGUGUGGGCCAGUGUUUCUUGAAUCUUGAAACAGACGAGAUGUUAUCAUGUAACUGUAGAAUGGAUCUGGGUAUCUUUCUUUAAACAAUAAAAAGGCCACUCUUGACACUAGAACAAGUGGCGUUUUCUAAGUAUCCCGACAUUCCCCAUACGAGUAUCGUGCAGGUCUGCUUUACUGACUUAGGUUUGUUUUAUUAUGUAUUUAUAUUAUUUAUUUUGGAGACGUUUAAGAUAUUAAAAUAUGCUAAAUGUG
Mya arenaria is the source of this 3067-nucleotide messenger RNA. RefSeq names its product LIM homeobox transcription factor 1-alpha-like. The record is from RefSeq and is a predicted model, not a curated record. The coding region runs from base 1038 to 2177 and encodes 379 amino acids. The transcript has 7 exons. NCBI's taxonomy places the organism in Eukaryota, Metazoa, Mollusca, Bivalvia, Myida, Myidae. Gene Ontology annotation, biological process: regulation of transcription by RNA polymerase II; neuron differentiation. Gene Ontology annotation, cellular component: nucleus. Gene Ontology annotation, molecular function: RNA polymerase II transcription regulatory region sequence-specific DNA binding; DNA-binding transcription factor activity, RNA polymerase II-specific.